Patiria miniata (bat star) is the source of this 1389-nucleotide messenger RNA. Its product is annotated as muscarinic acetylcholine receptor M5-like. Gene Ontology annotation, cellular component: membrane. Lineage: Eukaryota; Metazoa; Echinodermata; Asteroidea; Valvatida; Asterinidae. The record is from RefSeq and is a predicted model, not a curated record. The transcript has 2 exons. Gene Ontology annotation, molecular function: G protein-coupled receptor activity; dopamine neurotransmitter receptor activity, coupled via Gi/Go. Gene Ontology annotation, biological process: adenylate cyclase-activating adrenergic receptor signaling pathway. The coding region runs from base 1 to 1389 and encodes 462 amino acids.
AUGGCCAAUGAGAUGACUGAAUACGUGGUAACAGAGUUUACAUUUGAAGACAACAGUCUAUUACCUGACAUCACCAUGGAUCCUGAUUACCAAUCUUUGUACAACAUUUCUGAUAUUAAUGGUAGUGAUUACCUUCUCAACACCACUUUUGGGUUUGAUUUAAGCACCGAGGAGCCAAUACCCAUUCCACUCCCAGGUAGAGCUCCCCUGAUUGAAAUCAUCAUACGCUCGGUCAUUGUGAUUAUCACCCUCUUCGGCAACACUUUAGUGCUUUACGCCUACGCCACAACGAAAAAUCUUCGUACAUACACCAACUAUUACAUCGUGGGUUUGGCGGUGGCUGAUUUCUUCGCUGGGGGCGUCCUGUCAAUUAUACUCCUCUACCAAUCUUCUCUUGGUUACUGGCCCUUCACCGAGGUUGCCUGCACCUGCAUGAUCUUCAUCAAUCACGUUUUCCUCCAGGCCACUUUCUUGAUGACGGUGGCGAUUUGCUACGAUAGGUUCAAAGCUCUCAACAUGCCCCUCAAACACUUGAAGGAUAAGACUAUGCGACACGCGUGUUUCCUGAUAUCCCUUGCCUACAUCAUCCCGGUACUGCUCUGGACGCCGGUCAUUGUGGUGUUCCCGUACGUCGGGUUGGCCACACGGAUUCGUCCCCCACUGUGCACCGCUCCCUAUGCGCUCCAUCCUUCCCUACUCAUCUUCGCAAUCCUAGUCCUGUCCUGGAUCCCGAUGUUGGUGACCUCUGUACUGUAUGUCUUCGUUUAUAGUGCCGUCAUUCGCAAAGGGGUCAACAAGAAGCGAGGCAUCGGCGAGGAGGCCAGCUCCAACAAUAAAUCCGAGAAUCCGCCUGCAUCGCGAGCAGCGACCAAAGAAAAACCUGGCUUGAGCAGUCCCACCGAUCGGUGCGACCGGGCAUCUCACUCACAGACUGCCCUUGAUAUCGAGCCAGGUUCAUCCAAGGAUCAAGUCUUCAGCGUCUCUGCUGGAAUCUCUAUGGGCUUGACCAACUUGGCCUUCGAGCAAACCGGAGAUGAUAAUGAUGAAGACAACACCAAGAAUCAUCCAGAAACCACCAUCCGCCAAAUUUCGGCAGUACAGUCGACGAAACGUCCAGCCAAAAAAGCGGGUGAAACGUCGACGAAACGCCAUGUCGGCCUAGGCGCAUUGCAGCGUAAAACACGAGCCUCCACCAUGGGUUCCAAGCGGGAGAGUCGGUUGGCCAGUCUCCGUGCAACGCGCACUUUGACGUACAUCAUGUUCACUAUGGUUGUGACGGCACUACCGUGGUCCAUCUUCACGCUCUGGGCCGCCGUUGAUCCCUUCACUGUGCCUCUCAGGGGCCGUGCAUUUCCAUUUGACAAGCUCCACAUUGGGAACAACUUCUGA